Messenger RNA from Paramuricea clavata, 429 nucleotides. NCBI's taxonomy places the organism in Eukaryota, Metazoa, Cnidaria, Anthozoa, Malacalcyonacea, Plexauridae. The record is from the annotation of a GenBank genome assembly.
AUGGCGCGACCGAAACUUAUUAUUGUGCCAUUAGUACUUUCCAUUAUUGCUAGCUUUACAGCUAUGAUAAUGCAAUUAUAUGGGGCUAUUUUGCUUUGGAAGAUACAUUUAAAACAACAAGAAGAUGCGAUCUGCAUGCUUUUAUUACGAAAGCAAAGCUAUUGGCGUCCAAAGUGGAAAAAAGCUAGACAGCGGUACCUACGACGAAAAAAACGUGGCUGUUUGCAUAAACCUGGACGAACUGAUUUAUGGUGGGAAAACAUAUUGAAUGGCGUGUCUCCAGAGGAGUCAUGGAAGAAAAAUUUCCGAAUGUCGAGGGACGAUUUUAUGGAGCUAGUAGUAGAACUGAGGCCCUACAUAUCACCUAAACCUGGAUCACCAAACUACCGACGUUUCACUGCUGAGAAGAAAGUGGCAAUCACGUUAUAA